Molecule: messenger RNA, 2040 nt
Organism: Aspergillus aculeatus ATCC 16872
Lineage: Eukaryota; Fungi; Ascomycota; Eurotiomycetes; Eurotiales; Aspergillaceae
Gene: lcb2
Product: putative serine palmitoyltransferase 2
Exons: 1
Coding region: 1-2040 (679 amino acids)
Biological process (GO): sphingosine biosynthetic process; ceramide biosynthetic process
Cellular component (GO): serine palmitoyltransferase complex
Molecular function (GO): serine C-palmitoyltransferase activity; pyridoxal phosphate binding
Source: RefSeq, a predicted model, not a curated record
AUGCCUCGUCGAGCUGCCGGUCCUUCUCUCACCAACGAUCCUUCUAACGCUCCCUUCUCUUCCUCCGUUUCUGUCAAGGGCGGCAUUGCCAUCAAGGCGCCCUCCGUGAAACCUAGUCGCCUAAGCCAACUCUUCUCUACCUCUCCGAAGUCAAGGGCUGAGCCUCAGACUGUGCAGGGUACUGUUCAGUCGCUUAGUGGAAGCUCCCAUUCUAGUACGGUCGCACCGCCGAUCAGCUCUGCUUCUCUGUCGCUUCCUACAAUCUCUCUCUCAACGGCAACCGCGGGUAACCCCAACAUGGAUGAGCCCCCGACCACGUUAUUCCAGCCCCCUUCGCCUGAAGAGGCUCGUCGGCUGGCCAAGCAACAUGCUCAGUUCGGCCCAAUCGGUCACCACAGUCACCGCUAUUCCAGCCGACAUCCUGGCGGGCCUUUUCCGGAGCCUAUAAUGGACGAGCCGCCCUAUUAUUAUCUGCUCACGACUUAUAUCAGUUACCUUAUCCUCAUUGCUUUUGGACAUGUGCGCGAUUUCUUCGGAAAGCGGUUCCGCGAAGAGAACUACCGUCACCUGAAGCCCCGGAAUGGCUAUGGGGCGCUCAACAGCGAUUUUGACAACUUCUACGUGCGCCGCCUCAAGCUCCGCAUCAACGAUUGUUUCGAAAGGCCAGUGACUGGCGUGCCUGGCCGAUACAUCACCCUGAUCGAUCGGGCCACGGACGACCACAAUCGACACUUUUAUUUGACCGGCACGACAACUGAUACACUGAACCUGAGUUCAUACAACUACCUUGGAUUCGCUCAGUCUGAAGGCCCAUGUGCUGAUAUCGCCGAGGCGACGCUCCGGAAGUAUGGAAUCACCUCACCAAGCACCCGUGCUGAAACCGGCACGCAAGAUCUGCAUGUCGAGGUUGAAGACUUGGUCGCCAAAUUUGUCGGUAAAGAAGCCUCAAUGGUCUUCUCCAUGGGAUUCGGAACCAAUGCGAACAUUUUCCCGGCUCUCGUCAACAAAGGCUGCUUGAUCAUCUCGGAUGAGCUGAACCACGCAUCCAUCCGAUUCGGUGCCCGUCUUUCCGGUGCCUCCAUUGCUAUGUUCAGACACAAUGACAUGCGCGAUCUCGAGGCGAAGCUACGUGAGGCCAUUAGUCAGGGACAACCACGCACUCACCGCCCAUGGAAGAAGAUCCUAGUUGUGGUGGAGGGACUCUACUCUAUGGAGGGAUCAAUGUGCAACCUUCCUGGCUUGAUCGAGUUAAAGAGACGCUACAAGUACAACCUGUUUAUUGAUGAAGCGCACUCGAUCGGUGCGGUUGGACCCCGAGGCCGUGGUGUUUGUGAUUAUUUCGGUAUCGAUACCAACGAGGUGGAUGUUCUUAUGGGCACGCUCACCAAGUCUUUCGGUGCCAACGGCGGUUACAUUGCAGCAGAUAAGGCCAUGAUUGAUAAACUGCGAGCCACGAACUCCGGCGUGUUCUAUGGAGAAGCACCUGCUCCAGCAGUCUUGGCUCAAAUUAUGUCGGCACUGCGACUGAUUCAGGGCGAGCUUGUCCCCGGUCAGGGUGAAGAGCGACUACAGCGCUUGGCCUUUAACUCCCGGUAUCUGCGCCUGGGAUUGAAGCGUCUUGGCUUUAUAGUGUAUGGUCACGACGACUCGCCGAUUAUCCCUGUUCUCCUCUUUAAUCCUGCCAAGAUGCCUGCCUUCUCUCACGAGAUGCUGAAGCGGAAGAUCUCCGUUGUUGUUGUGGGCUAUCCUGCCACCCCCUUGGUCUCGUCUCGUGCCCGUUUCUGUGUGUCGGCCGCCCACACUAAGGAAGACCUCGAUCGUAUCUUGACCGCCUGUGACGAGAUCGGCAACGUGUUGCAACUCAAGUUCUCCACGGGAAUUGCAGGUGGUGCUCUACCGGCGAAUGAGGAAAUGACGCCCCCUCCAGAGAUGGAGAAGGCAUGGCAUCGCAAGCGGACUCCUAAGGUUGUGCCUCCCAGAUGGCCGAUUGAGGAUGUUAUCAGACGGGGUGUACAAGAUGUCAAAUCGCCUCUGUUUUAG